Xiphias gladius (swordfish) is the source of this 1867-nucleotide messenger RNA. RefSeq names its product type-4 ice-structuring protein LS-12-like. Lineage: Eukaryota; Metazoa; Chordata; Actinopteri; Istiophoriformes; Xiphiidae. Gene Ontology annotation, biological process: lipoprotein metabolic process; lipid transport. The transcript has 4 exons. Bases 660 to 1262 code for a protein of 200 amino acids. Gene Ontology annotation, molecular function: lipid binding. The record is from RefSeq and is a predicted model, not a curated record. Gene Ontology annotation, cellular component: extracellular region.
GGGGAGGGAAAACCGAACACGUAAAAACCUUUGCAAUGCGCGCUGCUACAUCUUUAUUUGCGCUCCCAGAGUUUGAAACAGCUACUUUACUGUAAUCUAGUCAACGCUAUAGUUACAACAGACCGACACUAAAACAUAUAAAAUAGAUGAUGUUAUAUAGUUUCUGAGUUAUGUGCAGUUUAUUCAGGGCAACUUGAUGAUAGUUAGCUCAACUAGCGUGCUAGCAGCGGCUAAUAACACGCCAAGUGUUCCAUGUUAUAUCUUAAAGUCAGUGUAAAUCAUGCUGUUAAGCUGAGUAACAUAUAUAAAUAUUCAUUUUAACCGGUCAAAAGUAGAACUGUUUUAUAAAAGUGACCUUUACAGUCUUCAACAACCACGACCUAGCUAGCUUGAAGAGAGCGUCUGAAUGAACCUCCAGUGCUUCGUUAGCUUAAUGUUAGCUUGUUAGCAUUUCUAAGGCCUGCAACCACGCAGUCUGCGUUUGUUGCAUUUCCGACCGUAGCCACGUUCACCUGGACCUCAAUAUUUAUACAUCAUUUGAACGCCGGGGUUUAUGAAACAUCUUCCGCUAGUCGGUAUAGAUAAUAUUUUUACCAUCACCGUCCUCAUCCAUAGGAAAGUCCUCGCCUCCCGCUUCAUGAAGGUCCAAGACGUCCGCCAUGAUGUCUGUGUGUGUCUCUGUGGCUGAUCUACGCAACGUCCGUACGCUAAAAAAAAAAAAAGAGCAUACAGGUCGACGGAUGUUGCGAGUUUGCGUAAAAUUACGUAAAGAAGGUGGUUUUUGCUCAUCUGCAGCCAUGAAAUUCUCCCUCGUUGCCUCUCUUGUUGCUGUGCUGGCUGUUGCCCACGGCUCUGAAGCCGUGUCACUGGUGAAGCGGGACGUCAGGUCUGACGUGGACAGGAUCACCAGGCUCAUCAAUGACAUGUCUUCCAGCAUCACCAGCGCAACCCAGGACAUGGUGGAGAAGGUGAAGGCUCUCGAGGUGUCCAACACUGCCCAGACUUACAUGGAGGACAGCAGGGCCAAGAUCCAGCCUCUGGUCGAAAGGGUCCAAGCCGAGGCCGCCAAGCUGCAGGAGCAGGUCAAGCCCUUCAUCGCCAACAUUGAGGAUCAGAUCAAGCCCCUGACUGAGAACUUGAACGCCCAGGUCAAGCCUCUGACCGACAACUUCCACGCCCAGGUCAAGCCUCUGACCGACAUGAUGGAGAAGUUCUUCCAGCAGGUGAUGGAACAGACCAAGGCCCUGCUCCCCCCCCAGUAGAGCUCGCUGUUGGUUCGUUCCAGCUACAAAAACGCACCAAGGGCUAGGGCUCACGGGAAUGCCUCACUGGUGUUUGUCUGUCAUACUCCUCUGUCUUUAUGUCAUUUGAGAUGUGACGCUUGAAUAUCAUCAUUAAAGGGGUCUGAAAGUCAUUAUUUUGAGCUGACUUAUCCUUUAUUUUGGCUUAUACGAGCUAUAUUUGAUUUGCCUACUGAGCACAAGGGUUAAUUUAUGGAAAGCUAAAGGGCAAGUACUAAAGCUGAAAUAAAAUAAAAUUUAUCAGAAUCUGAUGAUGGCUGCUCAGUGCGGUAAAUGUCGAUAUCAAUAGGACCCCUAACCUCUGGGUCAUUGGGGUUUUCCAUCAUUCAUGGUUCAAUAUUCAGAAGCAGGUUGUCAAAUAGGUUAGAGUCCAGUUUGAAGCGGGGAUAAGAUCAGGCUGAUGAGAUUAACUCAAAAAUCAUGGAUGUAUUGACUUUGAGCCUAUAAUUAACCUGAUACACAAUCAGAAUGAUAACAACUCUGUCUAUGUAAAUGUUGAACAAGUCUCACUUCACCUGUGUUUAUCAGAAAAACCUUAAAGCUUUGAGGGGGAAAAACAAGAUAAA